AGCUGCGCCCUCCCUCUGCUGUGCCCCACCAUACUCCACACUAAAACUCACCUUCUCGCCUCCAGGAGCUGGUCGCUGUCGGCUCAGCAAGGUGGGAGCUGCCCGGCGAUUGCCUCCAGCCCGAGUAAGAGUGGCUGUGCGACUGCGGCCAUUUGUGGAUGGAACAGCUGGAGCAGAUGACACCCCCUGUGUGCGGGGCCUGGACAGUUGUUCUCUAGAGAUCGCCAACUGGAGGAAUCACCAGGAGACUCUCAAAUACCAGUUUGAUGCCUUCUAUGGCGAGAGGAGCUCCCAGCAGGACAUCUACUCAGGAUCCGUACAGCCCAUCCUCAGGCACUUGCUGGAAGGGCAGAAUGUCAGUGUGCUCGCCUAUGGGCCCACAGGGGCAGGGAAGACACAUACAAUGCUGGGCAGCCCAGAGCAACCUGGAGUGAUUCCCCGGGCUCUCAUGGACCUCCUCCAGCUCACACGGGAGGAGGGUGCUGAGGGCCGGCCAUGGGCCCUCUCGGUCACUAUGUCUUACCUAGAGAUCUACCAGGAAAAGGUCUUAGACCUCUUGGACCCCGCAUCGGGAGACCUGGUGAUCCGAGAAGACUGUCGGGGAAACAUCCUGAUCCCGGGCCUCACACAGAAGCCCAUUGCCAGCUUUGCCGAUUUUGAGCGGCACUUCCUGCCAGCCAGUGGAAACCGGACUGUGGGAGCCACGCGCCUGAACCAGCGCUCCUCCCGCAGUCACGCAGUGCUCCUGGUAAAGGUGGACCAGCGGGAACGCUUGGCUCCAUUUCGCCAGCGGGAGGGGAAGCUCUACCUGAUUGACCUGGCUGGAUCGGAGGACAACCGGCGCACGGGCAACAAGGGGCUGCGGCUGAAGGAGAGCGGGGCCAUCAACACCUCCCUCUUCGUGCUGGGCAAGGUGGUGGACGCGCUGCACCAGGGCCUCCCCCGCGUGCCAUACCGCGACAGCAAGCUCACUCGCUUGCUCCAGGACUCUCUAGGUGGCUCCGCCCACAGCAUCCUGAUUGCCAACAUCGCCCCGGAGCGAUGCUUCUACCUAGACACGCUCUCUGCUCUCAACUUUGCUGCCAGGUCCAAGGAAGUGAUCAACCGACCUUUUACCAAUGAGAGCCUCCAGCUUCAUGUCUUGGCACCUGUUAAACUGUCUCAGAAAGAACUAGGGCCUUCAGAGGCAAAGAAAGCCCGAAGCCCCGAGGAAGAGGAGCCUGGGAAUCCUGAGUCCCCAGCACCUCCAGCUUCUGCCUCUCAGAAAUUCAGCCCCCUACAGAAGCUAAGUAGCAUGGACCCAGCCAUGCUGGAGCGCCUCCUGAGCUUGGACCGUUUGCUGGGCUCCCAGGGGACCAAAGGGACCCCUCUGCUGAGCACACCAAAGCGAGAUCGUAUGCUGCUUAUGAAGACAGUGGAGGAGAAGGAUUUGGAGAUUGAAAGGCUUAAGAUGAAGCAGAAAGAGCUGGAAGCCAAGGUGUUGGCCCAGGAGGCUGUGGACUCAACAGAGAAAGAGAAUUGUUCCCUCACAGUGCUCCGACCCUUUGCCCGCCGCGCGGUCACGGUGGCCAAGCCCCUCAAAAAGGCCGUGGUGCUACCUCUACAACUGAUCCAGGAGCAGGCAGCAUCCCCGAAUCCCGAAAUCCACAUCCUGAAGAAAAGCCGGAAGAGAAAGCUGGAGCACCUGGAUGCCUCAGAGCCUAAUGAGAAGGCCGAGGACUGCUGGGAGCUACAGAUCAGCCCAGAGCUACUGGCCCAUGGGCGCCAAAAGAUACUAGAGCUGCUGAAUGAGGGCUCAGCGCGGGAUCUGCGAAGCCUGCAGCGCAUUGGCCAAAAGAAGGCCCAGCUCAUCGUGGGCUGCAGGGAGCUCCACGGCCCCUUCAGUCAGGUGGAGGAUCUGGAGCGGGUGAAAGUCAUGUCAGGGAAACAGCUGGAGUCGUUCCUGAAGGCGAACAUCCUGGGUCUCGCCGCGGCCGGCCAGCGCUGGGGUCCCUGCUAACUACCGGCUCCUCUCUUCACUCUCCCCCCCUUUUUUUUUUCUUAAGUCUUUGUAUAACCAAUUCUUGUAUAAAUACAGUUUUAACUCCGUU
Messenger RNA from Hipposideros armiger (great roundleaf bat), 2090 nucleotides. It is a transcript of the gene KIF22, whose product is annotated as kinesin family member 22. The annotation marks the transcript as partial. The record is from RefSeq and is a predicted model, not a curated record. Gene Ontology annotation, molecular function: microtubule binding; ATP binding; microtubule motor activity. Gene Ontology annotation, cellular component: microtubule associated complex. Gene Ontology annotation, biological process: spindle elongation; mitotic spindle organization; microtubule-based movement. Lineage: Eukaryota; Metazoa; Chordata; Mammalia; Chiroptera; Hipposideridae. The transcript has 13 exons.